CUAUUAUACAAUCUUCCAUCGAUAAGUUGUAUCAUUGUUGCUUGAGAUACAUAUAUUCAGUCGUAUUGCUUUGAGAAAGUGUACAAACCCAGCGCCUCAGGAUGAGCGAUAUACCCAUUGUGCACGAGGGCUGCCAAAAGGUGGAGGUCAAAACCCAGUUGCACGUGCUUCUUUCGAAGCAAAUACUAAGUCAACUGUUCCCCAACACUAAUUUCUUGAAAAAUCUGCGCUCCCUCACCAUCGGGAACAUAUCCCAAGCAGUUCUGGAGGAGAUCUUUGCGAACUGUGGACAGCUGCAGAGCUUAAUGCUGUGGGAUAGGCUGGGUCCCGGCAUCCUUUACGAUAUUCGGAAUAUAGGCCUUUGCAGGUCGUUGAAGGUGCUUAUGCUGCCACUAGAAAUUGCGACACCGCUGGCCGUCUGCCGCCUGGUGGACCUGACCCAUCUCACUCUUCAGCGCCAGAACGUCUGGCCGGGAAUCGACUGGCUGUGCACUGUGAUAGCCAUCAUACAGGCCAGAAGGUUCGACCUUCAGGAACUCAGCUUCAAUGGAUCCUGGCUGGUGGCUCCCCUGGACCUCUCUCGGCUGAAUCUUGCCAAUUGUACUGCUCUAACGGACCUGAAAUUAAGCAACUGCAGGCUGAGCGAGCUUAGUGGCCCGCCACUGCCCUUGACCUGCCAGAGGAUCAGCUUCCGGCGAUGCUCUGUGGUCAAGCUGCACAGCUACACAAGGACCCAUGCGCUGUUGCAGAAUCUGGAGGUGUUCGACUGCCAGGUGCUAUCGGAAGCGCCCCUGCUGCGGCGCAUCCUGAGCCUGAGGAAGCGCCUGACCGACCACGCACCUCUGCUGUUGACCUUUAGCCAGUCCCCCAAGCUGCGAUCGGAGUACUCUGAGUGGACCCAGGAAGAAGUAAAUGAAUUCAGCCGGUGGCUGAAAGUGAAGGAACUGGAGCCCCAGCAGGCGGAUACAUGGAACCAGCCACUCGAAACGGUUUCCAUGAACUUUUCCAGCUCCAUCAACUUUUUGCCCAACCUCUCACUCCCGGAGGAUAGUAUUCCGAACGCCGCUGAUAUUGUCCGGAGGUUGGAUCCUUUGGAAGGAGAUUGA
Molecule: messenger RNA, 1106 nt
Organism: Drosophila suzukii
Lineage: Eukaryota; Metazoa; Arthropoda; Insecta; Diptera; Drosophilidae
Source: RefSeq, a predicted model, not a curated record